AUGUCUCACUAUAGUACAUUCUGCACUUUGACCCCUGACCUGGUGGUUCUGGUGUCCCGCAGAGCCGUGGACACGUACUCAGACAGGCGUUUCUCCAUCAGCGCCACUCGAAUCCACGCCCGGCCCUGGAGCCGGAUGUACUCCCAGAAGCUGCGCUGUCCAUCUGAGCUGAACCAGCUGCCCGAACCUGCUCCAACAUUAAGAGCACCGCGGUGGCUCAGGAUGUGCUCUAAAAUAGCAGCAAAGUUAAGAAACUCUUCGGACGAGUCGUCGAUCGGCUCCGCCGUGUACUUUUCCAGGAGGGUCUUCACCGAGAAUCUGAAAGGGGAGCACAAAAACCGAACGGGAAUUAGAAAAUCCCAACACAGCCUCGGGCAAAAAGUUAGGGGCGGCGGAGGCUUUGGUUUGGCUUUUGACCUCACACGCUCGCCCUUCUGCGCGGCAGAGGGACCGCUGUGCAGCACGCACAGGCACGGGCUGACUGCCUCCGCUCCGAUGGGCAACACUAGCAUCACAGAGGGCAAGACUGCCGUGGCAGUGGGAAGCACCUCCAUAGCCAGGGGAAAGACUACCGUCUCCUUAGGCAACUCCUCCAUCUUCAGGGGAGUGACCACCACCUCCAUGGGAGACUCGACCAUCCAACGGCAAAAGACGACCGUGGCUCUGGGACGGGCGAGCUUCAGCCGGGGAACCACAACCACCUCUUUCCGAAAAGCUCUGACGGGCAAGCGCAGGAACACCUAG
This is a messenger RNA of Menidia menidia (Atlantic silverside), 744 nucleotides long. NCBI's taxonomy places the organism in Eukaryota, Metazoa, Chordata, Actinopteri, Atheriniformes, Atherinopsidae. The record is from the annotation of a GenBank genome assembly.